AUGAGGUCAUCGCAAGAAAACUCUCAGCUUAGUUUAUUUAGCAGUGAUUCUUCUCAGAAAUCAGUGAAUGUUACCACCGUUCUUCCUGCAGAACCAAUCUCUGAUUUUUAUUCGAUGCAAAAUCCGAUUAUUCAUGCUUCAUUAUCUACGAAUUUUCGACACAAUUCAACCCCUCAGGAGUAUUUUACAUCCAGUCAGCCGCGUUUGGUUGAUGAGAAAAUUUAUGAAGUGUUGAAACCAGUGAAACAUCCAACAGCUCGACAUUGUUCCGAAUCUUCGGAAACCUUUCCAGCAUCAUUUUCUCAAAGUGGAGGUGCGAAACUGUUGAACUGUUUGAAAACUUCAAAAGCUGUUGAUCAGGCAGAUCAGGCAGUUGUUGAUCAGGCUUUCAAUAUCAAUGAUAUGGAAAUGGAAGCUACUCAACCAAACAUGGAUUUACCGUUAGCGACAAAUUUUAGUACAAUAUCUAACAGAAGCAAUUAUGGACAAGAAAAUCGACGAACUGUGGGUGUCCAAACUGAACACUGCCUAUCGAUCAGCGAUUUGUUGAAUGAUUCAUCACGGCUUGAGGAGUAUUUGACUGCAAAACUUGAGGAUCACCAAUUUAUGCAACUCGUUGAGAAGUGUUCACAAGUUUAUGAUACAAUUUUUCGUACAAUGGAAG
Molecule: messenger RNA, 664 nt
Organism: Loa loa (African eye worm)
Lineage: Eukaryota; Metazoa; Nematoda; Chromadorea; Rhabditida; Onchocercidae
Exons: 7
Source: RefSeq, a predicted model, not a curated record